CUGCUUCGGAAGUUUAGAUCCAUAUCCUUUAAACAGCGGUAUUUUUUAUUUUUCAUGGUUGCUUGUAUAUUUUAAAUUAUGGCACGAGCACGAACCAAGAAAGACGAUGAAAGCGAGCCUCUUUUGGGUGAUGUAGAUGAAGAUGAAGAUACUGAUAACCAUGGAUCAUUCUCAAAUGAAGCAAAUUCAUCCAGAGGCGGCAUUAAAACAUUUAGAUUGAUGGUGCUUGGAAGUGAUGAAGUUUCAAUGAAUCAAGCUUGUGCUGCCAUCCUUGGGUUACCACAGAGAGAGAAUGUUAUACAUUUUGGAGCAUGCAUACUUAAAGAGGGUCAGAUUAAUGGACGACAGGUCUCUCUAGUGAAAACUCCAUCCUAUUGGCUGGGACACUUGAAUUCAUUUCUGUUUUUCAGCAGAAGAGUCCAAUCUUUGAGAAGUGACAUGGAGUUUUGUGAGUCCAUUGUUUUCCCCGGGCCUCAUGCCUUUCUGCUGGUGCUCAGAGAUGAGAGUAAUUCUGCUAAAGAGCAUUUGCUUUUGCAAGCUUUGUGUGACAUCUAUGGGAAGGAAGUUUUAGAUUACUGUAUGGUGUUAUUUGUGCAUCAUUUGAACAGGGACAUUUUAAACAACCGCUGUGUCAAAAAGUGCAGGCAGAGGUAUCACAUUUUAGAGAACACUGAGAACAAUGUUCCAAAUCUUUUAAAAAACAUUGAAAAUAUGUCAAACUUAUAUAGAACUAGAUAUUUCACAAAACAUGUUAACUUAUUGGAAAACGCUAAAAAAUAUUUCCAGACAGAAUUGAAUAAAAAGCAUACAGCAAUGGAACGUUCUCUAAAAGGAGAAUUGUCGAAAAUCAAAAUUACUGUGAAAGAUAGCAGAAAUGAAAUCACAGAAUUAAAAAGACAAAAUGAUGAGCUACAUAAAGAGUUGGAUGAUGCCCAGGUCAUAGAGAAACAGUUGAGAAGAGGUCUGGAUGAUGCCCAGGUCAUAGAGAAACAGUUGAGAAGAGGUCUGGAUGAUUCCAGAGGCAGAGAGAAACAGUUAAGUGUGGACAAUAUGAAACUUCAAAGUCAAAUAAAAGACACAGAAAAGGGCCUUGGAAAGACAAAUACAGAACUACAAGUCAAAGAAACAGAGUUGUGUAAGAGGCAGAGAGAUCUGCAUAACAGAGAGAGAAAUGUUGAGUCUGAAAAGAGAGAACUAGAGACCAGAGAGAGAGACCUGACGUCUAGAGAGAGAGAACUGGAGUCCAAACUGACCAGAGAAAGAGAUUUGGCUCAGAGAAACACCUGGUCCGGUGGAUCAAAACCUGUGCAGUACAUCAGAACAGCAGAUCCUCCUCCUGCUGACAAUGCCAGACCUCUGGAUAAAGAGACUGGAGCGGAGAGCAGUGAUGGAGAUUCACAAGUCACAAGAUCAGAUGUGACUGAUGAAAUAAAACCUGUGAGACGAAACAGUCUGCCAGAGCCACCCAAUAUGUCUGAAAGUAGUCCUCUACAUACUCUGUGAAUGAGCUGCGAUCCAUGAGGUAAAUAUUCAUAUUUGCUUGUGCACACACAUGCAGGCCAAAUUCAGAUGCAAGUCUUAUUCUUCUGAAUCCUGACAGACAGCAGCGACUAAAGCUGGAAUACUGCUGGACUACAGACUCACUGACUCACAGAUUGGGAGUCAAACAGACUCACUAAAGGGAAGCGACACUGAUGAUUUAACACAGACAACCAGAGAAAACACAUGACCUUAUAGAUUAAAUUAUGAUGUUCAACAUUUUCUUUCUAAUUCUUCAAGUAUGUAUUCAUAAAUUGUUGUUAAUGGCUCUAUACAGUAUGGUGGGCAUGUUCGAAUGUCAAAAAUGUUUUUGUCUGCUUCUCUUUCCUUUUCAUUUCUGUGAAAUAGAACAAUACUUGUGUUUAUCACAAUACUGUGCUUUAAAUUAAAGCUUUUUAAAAGGUUGAAAACCAAUAAAUCACUGAUGGAUUCAGUACUGUC
Triplophysa rosa is the source of this 1980-nucleotide messenger RNA. RefSeq names its product spindle assembly abnormal protein 6 homolog. Gene Ontology annotation, molecular function: GTP binding. Lineage: Eukaryota; Metazoa; Chordata; Actinopteri; Cypriniformes; Nemacheilidae. The record is from RefSeq and is a predicted model, not a curated record. The transcript has 8 exons. The coding region runs from base 79 to 1503 and encodes 474 amino acids.